Tympanuchus pallidicinctus (lesser prairie-chicken) is the source of this 2487-nucleotide messenger RNA. RefSeq names its product zinc metallopeptidase STE24 (gene ZMPSTE24). The coding region runs from base 34 to 1431 and encodes 465 amino acids. The record is from RefSeq and is a predicted model, not a curated record. Gene Ontology annotation, cellular component: endoplasmic reticulum membrane. The transcript is spliced from 10 exons. NCBI's taxonomy places the organism in Eukaryota, Metazoa, Chordata, Aves, Galliformes, Phasianidae. Gene Ontology annotation, biological process: CAAX-box protein processing. Gene Ontology annotation, molecular function: metalloendopeptidase activity.
CGGAAGGAGGAAGUGCGAGCGCGGCGCGGGGCCAUGGCGCUGCCCGGCGACCUGUGGGCAGAGCUGCCCGCCGAGAAGCGCAUCUUCUCCUCCGUCCUGCUCUUCUCCUGGGCCGUGUACCUGUGGGAGGCCUUCCUGGCGCACCGGCAGAGACGGGUGUACAGAACAACGACACACGUGCCGUGGGAAUUGGGACAGAUCAUGGAUUCAGAAACGUUUGAAAAAUCUCGUCUGUAUCAGUUGGACAAGAGCACUUUCAGCUUCUGGUCAGGGCUGUACUCAGAGCUGGAGGGCACUAUGAUUCUCGUCUGCGGAGGAAUUCCUUUUCUCUGGAAUCUGUCUGGUCAGAUUUCAGGCCGUGCUGGGUUUGGACCAGAAUAUGAGAUCGUUCAGUCGUUGGUGUUCCUGCUGCUCGCCACGCUGUUCAGUGCCCUGACUGGUCUCCCGUGGAGUUUAUACAACACUUUUGUCAUAGAAGAGAAACACGGCUUCAAUCAGCAGACACUGGGAUUUUUUUUUAAGGAUGCCAUCAAGAAGUUUAUCGUGACACAGUGCAUUCUGUUGCCAGUGACAUCCCUUCUGCUUUAUAUUAUUAAAAUAGGGGGAGACUACUUCUUCAUCUACGCCUGGCUCUUCACAUUAGUUGUGUCCUUGGUGCUCGUUACCAUCUAUGCAGACUACAUUGCUCCUUUGUUUGAUAAAUUCAUUCCACUUCCUGAGGGAGAGCUCAAGCAGCAAAUUGAAGUCAUGGCAAAGAGCAUUGACUUCCCAUUGACGAAGGUGUAUGUUGUUGAAGGUUCUAAGCGUUCUUCUCACAGCAAUGCUUACUUCUAUGGAUUCUUCAAGAAUAAGAGGAUAGUGCUGUUUGACACGCUCCUGGAAGAUUAUUCUGCAUUGAACAAAGAACCAGUAGAAGGAGAAGAGGGUGAGAAUGAAGAAACAAAGUCUAAAACAAAAAAUAAAAAGCAAGGAUGUAAGAAUGAAGAAGUUCUGGCUGUCCUUGGUCAUGAAUUGGGUCACUGGAAGCUGGGUCACACUGUCAAAAACAUUAUUAUCAGCCAGAUGAAUUCCUUCCUCUGCUUCUUCUUGUUUGCUGUUCUGAUUGGUCGAAAAGAACUCUUUGCUGCAUUUGGCUUCUACGAGACUCAGCCGACCCUGAUAGGCUUGAUGAUUAUUUUCCAGUUCAUUUUUUCACCUUACAAUGAGAUUCUCUCCUUUUGCUUGACUGUAUUGAGCCGACGAUUUGAGUUUCAAGCAGAUGCAUUUGCCAAGGAACUUGGAAAGGCUAAAGACCUAUAUUCUGCUUUGAUCAAACUAAACAAAGAUAACUUAGGAUUCCCUGUUUCUGACUGGAUCUUUUCAAUGUGGCAUUAUUCCCAUCCACCCCUUUUAGAAAGACUGCAAGCCUUGAAAGAAGCAAAGCAAGAGUGACAGCAGCCUGUGGGGCAGACAGCGCUUCCAUCCAGAGGCAAAGUUAGGAGCAGCUCUUAAAAACGGGUGUGACGUUAACAGCACGACAAAUCCAAGAAUCCUGAAACAGUAUUAAAUUCUGACUUUUUAUUUUUAAACAAAAGCAAAGUGGUGGAACUCAAUUUAGAAUAAAGUCCUGGGUGAAGGCCGUGCCUCCUAUGCUCUGGCUUUUAUCUCCAUAUAGAUUUGUAAGGGGAGAAAAAUAUAAUAUUUUGAGGCACCUGUUUCUUAAAUUUUACAUUGGUUUUGAUUCUUUUCCCCUUCUUGGUGUUCUGUGAACUUUGUCUCCAUCUUCACUCACAAUGAAGAGGUUUUGAAUGCUAUGAUUUCUCACAUCAUAACCAUACUAGCCGGUCACUGUGUUUAAAAAGAGUUUAAUGCAGGUAUGAGCCUUUCUGCUGGAGUUAAAUCCAUGUCUGUCAUAAGGGAAAAUGCUGUUUCUCUGAAAUGUGGCAAUACGGUUGAGUCAGAGUCAAAGAAAUAAAUCAUGGCCUCCUUGAAAAUGAGGAUUAGUCUGUAUUCAGUAUUGGUAUAGGGGGGAUUGGGCUGUCCUCCAUUCUGGAGGUGCAGAAGAAUGUGAUGGAGAAGUGAAGACAGGACCCAUGCAUUAAAGAAAGUUGUAAGUUCUUUGGUCUUCCUCCUCUUGCUUGUAAGCGUAAUGGUUAACAGCAUUUCCACACCUCGGUUCCUUCAUUUCUGUCAAUCUUUGCCUAAUUUAAUUGUGUAUAUGGAAGAGGUCUGAUGCUCAGGCUGCGCGUUCAUGUCGAACUUUAAUUCUGAGGUCUGCAGAGGGUUUUUUCAUUCAUAUGGACUUGACUGAAACAGUGUGGGAACUCAGAAAAUAUUGCUCGUGAUCACUGUAAUACAAGUAAUCCAAGAUACGGUUUGUUUGUAUAGGCUGGGGAAGGGUAAAGGGGUAUUUGGAGAAAUGGCUUCUGCAUCUGUCAUCACAGGUGAGAUGUGGAAUUGAAUUUACUUUUGAAUAAAGAUAGAAAUUAAAUGUGGGUUUGUAUGUGC